GGCGCUGGCGGGGGGGGGCGGCGGUUGCCAUGGAGACCUGGGGACGUGGGGGGGAGGGGUGAAGGGACCACCACUGCCCCCCACCUUUGACACCCCAAGACCCCCUUAGCCCAGGGGCGCCCCCAGGACCUACCCUGCCUCAGUGACGUCCUGAAGCCCUUCCCACUUAACCCUUGACCCCAGGAAGGAAAUCCCCACACCUCCUCCCAAAGGGACCCGUCUCGAGCCCACCUCCCGGCCGCAGGGCAUUCUGGGAUGGACAGCCUACGCCGCACCCCCGAUUGCCCCUAUGCAGGAAGGCCCCGCCCCUUUCUCCUCCCCCUCCCCAUUGCACUCCCGGGCUCCACCCAAGAGCUUCACCCUAGGCCCCGCCCCUACCCAUGAGGCCCCGCCCCUGGGCAACCUUUAGGCCUCCAGAGGGAGGCCCCUACGGGGGCCGUGACUUUUGCCCUUUGCACUCCCGGGGUCAGCCCCCCGCCGCCUGGCGACCUUUGACCCUUCACCGCCGCCGGCGUCUCCCGCGUCCCCCUCAGGCCGCCGCGGUGGCGCGAGUUCUGCGUGUCGUCAUCAUAGAGCGACGCGAAACCCCGCCCCCUGCUCCUGGGCGUGGCGGGGACGUCAAAGGACCGGCGGGCCCCGGGGAGGGCUGCUGCGCACGAGAGCAGGCACCCCGCUCUCAAAAAAGAUGGCGGACAAAGGCAGGGCGCUUGCCCUCAUCCAAGAUGGCCUCAUCCAGCUGAGGGCCGUGGGGCAGUGGAGGAAUCGCUGCACUCCUUGGCUGCGCUCUUCCCCCGGGGGCUGUUCGAUGACGCGCUGCCCCCCCUCGUGCUGCGCCACCAGCUCUACAGCCUGGUGCCCGCUCGCACAGCUGUGGACCAGCACCUGCAUGAAGGAGGAGGGCCUGGUCCGCCUCUUCCAGCUCGGCUUUGACACUGAUGCCUUCGGGGUAGUCUUCACUGAGGACUACAAGGCCAAGGUGGUGGAGGCGGUGGCGGGAAAGGAGUCAGAGGCGCUGGUGCGACGCUUCCUGGACUCGGUGCUCACACCCUGUGCUGACAUUAGUUAUGACACGGUGAGGAUGAUGCAGGACUUCGGUUUCCGGGACGCCGACAUCACGCAGCUGGUGGGCGCUGGAGUGCUGACGGUGCGAGACGCCGGGAGCUGGUGGCUGGCCGUGCCGGGUGCUGGACGCUUCAUGAAGGCCUUCCUGCGAGGGCGCAAGGCCGUGCUGGCCCUGAUCCAGAAGGCCCGGUACCGUGAGGUGCUGCUGGCGGAGCUGCAGAGCCGGCGCCCGCCCCGUGCUGUCCGCCUGGGGCUGCCCUACCACAUCCAUGACCUCAUCGGGGCCCAGCUGGUCCGUUGCAUCCCCAGUACCUCCGGGACUCUGCUCCGACUAGCUGACACAUGACCCUGGACUCUGUCUUGUUUUGCAGGACCUGCCUUUCCCAGCAUGCCCUGGGGCUGCCCUCUGGGGGGGUGCAGUGGCCCGGGGACUGACUGAUUUAUUUAUUUAUUGGAUGAACUCGUGCCCCCAAGGGGGCACUUGGGGGCUGGGGACCUGCACCCCCCCAGUGCCCGGGCCGGGGUCUGUGUGCCAUGCUGCCUCCAGCACCAGCCGCAGGGGGGCUCUGGUGAUAGAGGUUGGCGGGGAGGGGUGUUGGGCUGGAUGGGAGGAGGGAGAAGGAAUAAAGGGCUGUUUCUUGGU
Messenger RNA from Alligator sinensis (Chinese alligator), 1705 nucleotides. It is a transcript of the gene WHR1, whose product is annotated as serine/threonine kinase 19. Gene Ontology annotation, molecular function: protein serine/threonine kinase activity. Bases 686 to 1408 code for a protein of 240 amino acids. The record is from RefSeq and is a predicted model, not a curated record. NCBI's taxonomy places the organism in Eukaryota, Metazoa, Chordata, Crocodylia, Alligatoridae. The transcript has 7 exons. Gene Ontology annotation, biological process: protein phosphorylation; positive regulation of Ras protein signal transduction.